This is a messenger RNA of Canariomyces notabilis, 712 nucleotides long. RefSeq lists its product as uncharacterized. Gene Ontology annotation, cellular component: mitochondrial intermembrane space. The transcript has 3 exons. Gene Ontology annotation, biological process: mitochondrial respiratory chain complex IV assembly. Lineage: Eukaryota; Fungi; Ascomycota; Sordariomycetes; Sordariales; Chaetomiaceae. The coding region runs from base 22 to 255 and encodes 77 amino acids. Gene Ontology annotation, molecular function: copper ion binding; copper chaperone activity. The record is from RefSeq and is a predicted model, not a curated record.
GCUGCAGUCACUCAUUUCACCAUGUCGGCCCAAGCUGCGUCAAUUCCGUCUAUCGACUCUCGCGACACUGUUGCGUCGGCCGCGAAGGCCACCGAGACGGCUUCGAAACCCAAGCCGUGCUGUGUGUGCAAGGACGAGAAGGCCCGGCGCGACGACUGUAUGCUUUUCUCGACUGCCGCAGAUCCACAAAAGGACUGCCAGUCGACAAUAGAACAGUACCGGAGCUGCAUGGCAGGGUUUGGAUUCAAAGUAUAAGGGCUGCAGCAGAAGUGCUGGGUUGAGGCGGUAUGACUAUGGAUGUAUAACACACGACACCGGCGUUCCUUGUACCACUAGGAGAAACAGGCAUAGACUUGGCUUUUGGGGCAAAAAAAAGGGCAUUUCCUCUCUUACCAGGCAAUAUCUCUGCAUGGUGAAGCCCGUCUUCUCUCCGAUACAGAUACAGCGAGAUUUUUCCUCCAUGCCUUAUCCGAACUCCGGCAAAGCCACCGAGACACCAUAACAAGCAACCAGCCAACCAAACCGGGGUAUCUCUCUUCCGUCUCCCAGUGAACCCCGAACUCCAAAAAGGACAAUGCAGCAACACAAGCAAAAGCUUAACCCAGCAUCACCACAGCCGCUGCCAAAUCAAUCAGGCCUCCGCUUUCUCCCCCUCGCCAACCCCCUUCUUCAACUUCUCCAGCAACCCAGCCAUGCCCUCCCGCCGCCCCUC